Molecule: messenger RNA, 2745 nt
Organism: Penicillium riverlandense
Lineage: Eukaryota; Fungi; Ascomycota; Eurotiomycetes; Eurotiales; Aspergillaceae
Exons: 4
Coding region: 1-2745 (914 amino acids)
Molecular function (GO): protein binding
Source: RefSeq, a predicted model, not a curated record
AUGUUCUGGGGCAGCAGCAACAACAGCGACAAAGAAGAACCCAAGUCCAAACCGGACGAACCCUCGGCAGCAGCAGACAAGAAGCUGCCAGUGCAGCUUCCACAGCUCGGCGACCACGACGAGGACUUUUACGGUGACCUCUAUUCCUCCUACUCAGUCGACUCCACCGAAACCCCCUACCGUUACGCCGCGUACGCUAACCGCCUACGGACAAUCCUCCUCUCCGCGCACCGCUAUGUAGCCUACACCUCAGACAUCGGCGAGUCCUUCCGUCCAGUCGCACACCCAUGGCUCAUACGCUCCGCCUACGGCAUCUCAUGGGCGUAUCUGCUCGGAGACGUGGGACAUGAAGGGUACAAGGCGUACCUGCGCAAUCGGCGCGCCCUGGCCCCGGCAGGCGACGCGUAUAAAGAUGCGAGUGAAGGCGAGAGUGAAGGCGGGAUUAAUUCCACGGGACAAAUCUUCCAAGGCAUGGUGACGGGGAAUCUAGGCGGACAGUUGAAUUCCCAAGCCCAUGCGAAAGAGCUUGCGCCGGGGCCGACGGCGCAGAUCCCGCUCGCGGAGGAUUAUCGCUUGGUUAUGGCGCAGCGCGCUGUGUUUCAGAGUCUUGCCUCUAUGGGAUUGCCGGCGUUCACGAUCCAUAGCGUGGUGAAGUACACGGGGAAAAUGGUGAAGAAUGCGAAGAGUACGCUGCUGCGCACUUGGGCUCCUAUCGGGAACAAAACUAACUUCUCCAAGCUCGGUCUCGCCGUGGUCCCCUUCCUCCCCUACCUCUUCGACCACCCCGUCGAAGAAGCAGUGGAAUGGAGCUUCCGCACCGCUAUUCGCGCCUACGGUGGCGAAGCGGCCGUUCGCACCUUGCCGGGUGGUGCACAGGACACCCUCAGCCAUGAGACUGAGGAGAUUAGUCGAGCGGCUCAUCUUUCGUGGGAGGAGUAUAAGGCUGAACGCGAGCGGGCACGCCAGACAAGAAAAACAGGAGAUACAAUUGUGCAUCUGGCCGCAAGCAAAGGCGAUGGGAAAUUCAUACAAACCGUGCUUGCCAAGUCUGUGGACUUCCAAGUCCGGAAUAAUCGUGGGGUCACCCCAUUAGCUCGGGCUGCACAUCGAGGACAUACAGCAGUUGUGGAGCUUCUCAUCUCCGCUAAAGCAAAGGUCGAUGAUUCGGAUAAUCGUGCAUUGACUCCCCUACAUGCCGCGGCCUACCAUGGAUCAGAUAUGGUAGUCCAAGUACUCCUUGAUGCUGGCGCAAAUCCCUAUAGGACCGCUCAUUAUCGUGGUACCGCACUAAAUAUGGCCAUAAGGAAUGGUCAUCUUUCCACCGUAUCACUGCUUCUGAAGAGAAUGAGACAGCCCCCAGAUAAGACAGACAUAUGGAGUAGCGCUCUGGAUUUCGCCGCAGAAUAUGGCCGCACGGAAGGUUUUCAGCAACUUAUUGCGGCCGGUUUUAAGAUUUCGGACAAGACUUUGCAAGUUGCCGCCUCAGCAGGACGAGCAAAGAUAGUCAAGAUCAUUCUUUCUCAAGGACGUUUCUCAGAGAAUGCAAGGCGUGAAGCUCUGCUCUCAUCAGUUAAGCUUGGGUACAUUUCGGUUGUACGCUUGCUCAUUGGGACCGGCCUGAAUAUCUCGAGUGAGGACCCCAAAUUGGCAGAGGCGGUAGGCCAUUCAGGCAAUAUCAAAACCCUUCGACUGCUCGAUAAUACGGGGGUUGACCUGAACAGAUCCUCAAUAUUGCGAUGUGCUGCCAGCCGAGGCCACACUGCAAUGGUUGAAUAUUUUGCCUAUGCAGGGUGGUUGAACCAUGAUAUGUGCAGAUCAGCCCUCCUUGAUGCUGCUUCUGUGGGUCAUUCUGCCGUGGUUAAAACCCUUCUUGACUGCGGUUUUGAGUUUGAAGGAAAAGAAAGAGAAAUUGCUAUUUCCAACGCUUCUGCGACUGGUUAUCUAGCUUCUACGGCUGGUCAUCUAGCCAUUCUGGAUUUACUCCUCGAACCUGGAGCGCAAUCUGACAUUCGGGCACUUUAUCCUGCUGUUUGUGCUGGACAAGUUGAGAGGGUUCAAUCUAUCCUAACUCUCCACAACAAUUCCUCCACAUCUGACCGGCAGCAUAAUCUUUGGUUCCGAAAGUCCUUAUGGAAAGCAGCUGAAGAUGGCCACACUGUGAUAGUAGAGCUACUCUUGAACGCCGGCGUAGCACCAGAUGACGAUCGUUUCGACAGAGACUCUGCUCUUUACAGAGCAGCUGGGAAUGGCCACAAGGAGGUGGUUGAUUUGCUUGUCAAGGCCGGAGCGGAUAUUUUUCGUGAAAACCAUAGUAAUUACCACCUCCUCUCUAACUACGACAAACACGGAUACACUGCGCUCUAUGCUGCCGCUGGAGGUGGGCACGUGGAUGUUAUUGACAGCCUCAUUUCUUCCGGGGCACCGGUUUCCUUCCAGGGUGCAGAAGGUCAUACGGCACUACAUGCUGCGGCAAGGGCUGGCCAUUGUGAGGCAGCGGAGUUCCUCAUCAAUGCCGGCGCCAAUAUUUCCAUCCAAGCCUACUCCGAGGCCACGCCGCUACAUUAUGCUGCGCAGUAUAAUCGUUUUCGGGUAGUUAAGCUUCUUCUCAAUCGUGGAGCUGAUCCGUCCAUCCUAGAUCGUGAGGGGAGGUCUGCUCUGAGUCGAGCAAUUGAGUUUCACCACGCUGAAGUGGUUGAAAUCCUCAUUGCAGCAGGAAAUCGUACGACAUCACCAUGUUGUUUUUGA